GUAGCGUUCACGAGGAAGCGUCGGUACGGUAUUUAAAGUUGGACGCAGCGUAUUUUGUAGGUCAGUACUGGGGGUGUUUUCUUCUUUGUUUGAAAGUGUUAAACUAAAUACCUGUGCCGCAAGAGAAGAUGAAGGCUGCUUUGCUGCUAGUUUUGACUGUUUGGUUAAAUGUUCAGUACGGUGGUUGCGCUUUUUCCUCUUCAUGUUCACUCCCUCCGUCAAAGUGGUGUUCAUCUCUGGACUCAGCUAUCCAGUGCGGGGUCUUGAAGCAGUGCCUUCUGUCCAACUUCACCAGGUCCCAUCAGACCGCAGACCAGGUGGAGGUGGGUCUGUACUAUGAGAGUCUGUGUCCCGGCUGCAGGUUGUUCCUCACUCAGAUGCUCCUCCCCACCUGGGUGUUACUGGAGGAAAUCAUGUCUGUGACUCUGGUGCCCUACGGCAAUGCACAGGAGAAAAAUGUUGGAGGGAAGUAUGUUUUUGAGUGCCAGCACGGAGAACAGGAAUGUCUGGGAAACAUGAUUGAGACUUGUCUUCUGAACAUGACAGACGCUAGUGCUGCUUACGAGACCAUCCACUGUAUGGAGAGCGCCGAUGAUGUCAUCAGUGCAGCAAAGAGCUGUGUGGACCUCUUCAGCCCUGAGUUGAAGUGGGAAAGCAUCGACAGCUGUGUGAAUGGGGACAAGGGAAACCAGCUGAUGCAUCAGAACGCCUUGAAGACCCAAGCCCUGAAUCCUCCCCAUAAAUAUGUGCCCUGGAUUACCGUUAACGGGGCUCACACCGACGAUCUGCAGGACAAGGCCUCGACUUCUCUCUUCUCUCUGGUCUGCAGCAUGUACAAGGGCCCCAAGCCUGCGGCCUGUGGAGGGAGCCAGAGAGGUUUCAGAAGCUACUCCAACAUUGAGUGAAGGAGCAGCCCUGCACAUGUUGCUCUGUUCCAGGUGUGGCCCCCCAAUAAGGAGCACUGAGCAAUAUCACCACAUCUUUUUUUAAUCUUGGAUUUUAAUUAGUUUUUAUAAAGGGAAAAAAAAUGAUCUCACUUUUAUAACUUUCAGAAUAUAAAUACAAUACAUUUUUAUAAAAAGAAUGUGUCCUCAUUAAAAUGUUAUCCACUGAUUUCAUAAA
Molecule: messenger RNA, 1122 nt
Organism: Trematomus bernacchii (emerald rockcod)
Lineage: Eukaryota; Metazoa; Chordata; Actinopteri; Perciformes; Nototheniidae
Gene: ifi30a
Product: IFI30 lysosomal thiol reductase
Exons: 7
Coding region: 129-905 (258 amino acids)
Cellular component (GO): lysosome
Molecular function (GO): oxidoreductase activity, acting on a sulfur group of donors, disulfide as acceptor
Source: RefSeq, a predicted model, not a curated record